This is a messenger RNA of Ixodes scapularis (black-legged tick), 693 nucleotides long. RefSeq lists its product as uncharacterized. Lineage: Eukaryota; Metazoa; Arthropoda; Arachnida; Ixodida; Ixodidae. The transcript has a single exon. Bases 1 to 693 code for a protein of 230 amino acids. The record is from RefSeq and is a predicted model, not a curated record.
AUGCAGAUAUCCUCAUCCAGGCAGCAGCGUUCCGCACUCCCCUGCUACAACUUUGACGGAGUGAUCAUUUCCAGAACGACCAGCACCAAGUUGUUAGGUGUCAAACUGGACUGUCGACUCAGUUUCGGCACUCACAUUGUCGAAGUGAUCUCCCGAGCUCGAAGGAUGCUGGGUUUUGUUACCCGUGUCUCAAGAGGGGCCGGGUCAAGAACACUGAGGCACCUCUACACCGCACUGGUGCUGCCGCACCUUGAGUACUGUGCCGCAGUCCGGGACCCCCCUCAGGCCACCUUAUCCGCUUCUCUUGAAAGUGUGCAAAGACGUGCCGCGUACACUAUCUUGCGGUGGCAGACCCCUCAUGUCCCCCGGUACCGGGACAUAGCUACGGAUGAUCUGCUGGCACGUGUGGGUUGGAACUCUCUGGCCCUGCGCAGGAAAAUCUCCUCGGUCCGGCUUUUGGAAACCUGCCUCCUGCCAGAGGCUCCCGAGGUUCCUCUUGCACGGCAGCUGCGGCUGAACCGGAACGGUGGCCUUCAACCACUCUUUGCCCGCACUGACCGGCACCGGAAUACCUUCGUCAUCAGGGCAGUAAAUCUGUGGCGGUCCCUGCCAUCAGAGCUGACAGCGGGCCUGAGCGAGAAAGAAGAUAUAAGACCCAUCUGCAGGGGGGCAAUACCGCACUUGCGGUCCUAA